Messenger RNA from Abrus precatorius (Indian licorice), 3905 nucleotides. Its product is annotated as receptor-like protein EIX1. NCBI's taxonomy places the organism in Eukaryota, Viridiplantae, Streptophyta, Magnoliopsida, Fabales, Fabaceae. The record is from RefSeq and is a predicted model, not a curated record. Bases 15 to 2576 code for a protein of 853 amino acids. The transcript has 4 exons. Gene Ontology annotation, molecular function: protein binding.
AGUUUGAGAUUGAGAUGAUCACCAUGCUUAGCAGCAAGAUCUCUCUCUUUUCUCUGGUGACCUUUCUCUGCAUUUGUUUCUACGUUGGAAGUUCCCAUGCAAACAAGUGUGCUGAGACGGACAGGCAAGCUCUUCUUAAAUUGAAAGACGGUUUCAUUGAUGAACGGAACUCUCUUGACUCGUGGAAAGGUGAAGAUUGCUGCGAAUGGGAAGGAAUUUCAUGCGAUAAUUUAACUGCUCAUGUAACAACCUUGAAUCUAUGGGAUUCCUGGCUCAGAGGUAAGAUGGAUUCUUCAAUAUGUGAACUGAAACAUCUCACUUUCUUUGAUAUCAGUCUUAAUGAAGUAGAAGGAGUGAUCCCAAAGUGCAUCGGUUCACUUGCUCAAUUGAUAGAGUUGAAUCUUGCGAGGAAUGAUCUGGUUGGUGACAUUCCUCCAACUCUGGGUAACCUUUCCAACUUGCAAACUCUUGACCUUCACGGUAAUCAUUUGCUUGCGAAUGACCUUGAGUGGGUUUCUCAUCUUUCUACUAUGAAAUACCUCGAUCUUUCGCAUGUGAAUCUUAGUCAAAGUGCUAAUUGGCUAUCAUCAAUUAGCAAAAUCCCAUCUCUAUUGGAGCUUCGUUUAGAUGAUUGUGUGAUUAGUCAAGUCAUUCCUAAAUCUAUUCCCCAUAUUAAUUCUUCCACUUCUCUCAAAACUCUCAGUCUUUCACAGAAUCAGUUAAACUCUUCAACUCUGUCACUGGUUCUGAAAGCCAGCAAAGUCCUCACAUAUCUUGAUCUCUCCUAUAACUCUUUGCAACAUAAUACUCCAGAUGGAUUUGUAAACAUGGUUUCGCUUUCCCAUCUACGAUAUCUAAAUCUCUCGGGUAACGAGCUCGAGGGUAACAUACUAAAAUAUAUUCACACUCUGAUUCAGCUUAAAGAGUUGCGAUUGGAUCAAAACAAAUUGUCUGGCAAACCCGUUGACUACAUAAGACAGUUUUGCUCUGCACGAUAUGGAUUAGAGGUUUUGUAUCUCGGCAAUAACCCAUUUAGCAGUGCACCACUUCCUGAUUUUUCAUGUCUUUCAUCCUUGAAGGCAUUAUCACUUCGUGGUGCCAAUAUUGUUGGGUCGUUACCACAGUCGGUUAGUAAACUUGUCUCGCUAGAGGAAUUGGUUCUUUCCAAUAAUUCAUUGAAUGGGACACUUCCUUCGAUUGUUUGGCAACUUUCUAGUCUUCGGACGUUGGUUCUCUCUUCAAAUGAGUUGAAUGGUGUCGAUGUCAUUCGUGAAGCGCAUCUGUCAAAUCUAUCACAUCUAGAUCUCCGUGAUAACCAACUAAGUGGAUCACAACCGUUGUUUGAGAUUAGUAAACUUGCCUCGCUAGAGGAAUUGGAUCUUUCCGAUAAUCAGUUAAAUGGGACACUUCCUUCUACUGUUUGGCAACUUUCUAGUCUUCGGACAUUACUUCUCUCUUCAAACAAGUUGAACGGUGUAGAUGUCAUCCGUGAAUUGCAUGCGUCAAACUUAUCAUUUCUUGAUCUUAUGAAUAAUCAGUUAAGUGGAUCACAACCAUUGCUUGAGAUUAGUAAACUUGUCUCGCUUGAGGAAUUGUAUCUUUCCAAUAAUCAGUUAAAUGGGACAUUUCCUUCUACUAUUGGGCAACUUUGUAGUCUUAAAAGACUGUAUCUCAACUCAAACAAGUUUAAUGGUGUCGUCAAAGAAUCACAUCUAUCAAAUCUGUCUCAAUUGCAAUAUUUGAAUGUAGCUCAGAAUGCACUUGCAUUCAACUUUAAUUCGAAUUGGGUUCCACCAUUCCAACUCGAUGAAUUAGCUGCAUCAUCAUGCAUUUUGGGUCCUAAAUUUCCAACAUGGCUCAAACAGCAAAGAAAACUUAGGUACUUGCAGAUCUCUAAUAGUGGCAUUUCAGAUUCAUUUCCUAAUUGGUUUUGGAACCUGCCUUCUAGAUGGCUGUACUUGAAUGUUUCACAUAACAAAAUUAGUGGAGCAUUGCCACUAUUGUUACCAAGUACAAAGGGAAAAUACUAUAAUGCAUGGGAUUUUAGUUUCAACAAUUUGUCCGGUCCAUUGCCUCCUUUUCCAGAACUAGAUGCUCUGAUUCUUUCGAAUAAUAUGUUCUCAGGGUCCAUUACUUCUUUUUGCGCAACGUCACCAAGGAGAUUAACUGUUCUCGACUUGUCUAGUAACCUACUGUCGGGCACACUUUCAGACUGUGGGAGGAAAUUUGAAAGAUUAAGUGUUCUAAAUCUGGCAAAAAAUAAUUUAUCAGGUAGCAUACCCAAGUCAUUUGGCACUUUACAACAAAUUGUGUCGAUUAAUUUAAAUAGUAACAACUUUUCUGGGGAAAUUCCAUCUUUGACCUUUUGUACUGAAUUACGACUAAUUGAUUUCGGGAAAAACAAUCUCCAAGGCACCUUGCCAGCAUGGAUAGGUCAUAACUUGCGCAAAUUGACGGUGUUGAGUCUAGAGGCAAAUAAAUUCCAUGGAAACAUACCUACGAGUCUAUGUAAUCUUUUAUAUCUUCAAGUAUUGGAUCUCUCUGAAAAUAAUAUUACUGGGAAAAUUCCACAAUAACAACACUUGCAGCAUUAGCUGGCUUGAAUCUCUCAAGAAAUAAUCUCACAGGAUUUAUUCCCUACAACAUUGGUCAUAUGAAAAUGUUGGAAUCACUUGACUUGUCAAGAAACCAUCUUUACGGUAGAAUGCCCGCAAGCUUCUCAAAUUUGACUUUUAUCAGUUACAUGAACUUGUCUUUCAACAACUUGUCAGGGAAAAUUCUACAAAGCACUCAAUUACAAACCUUUGAUGCCUCUGUAUAUAAAGGGAAUACUGGGCUUUGUAGCCCACCACUCCCAAAUCAUUGCCCAGGGGAUGCUGUUUCGCCAAAUGUAAGCACCGACAAAAACAGUGCUGAAAAAGAUGGAGAAGAUGAACUCAUAAGCGUUGGGUUUUACAUCUCUCUCGGAUUUGGAUUUUGCGUUGGAUCCUGGGGUGUGUGUGGAACUUUAAUUAUAAAAAGUUCAUGGAGACAUGCCUAUUUUCAGUUUUUCAACAACAUGAAUGACUGGAUAUGUGUGACACUCAUUGUCUUUAUGGCUCGAAUGAAAAGGAGAUUCCAAGUUCAAGACUAAACGGGAGAAGCUCCAUUUCAGAAAGUGAUACGUUGUAAUGCCUUGAUUAAUUUGAAGGAAGCACUUUGUUAAAAUCUAUUAGUUGGUUCGUUGAGAAACUAUUAGAGCUGAGCAAUAAAUUUCAGAAUUUCAGAUUUUUUUAAUUUACAUAGAGAGUAAUAAUGGUUCCUGGUUCUUGAGAAGGAUGGAAGACUGUGCUGAUGGUUCAUCUUACAAGUUAGAUGUGGGAAUCUCAUGCUCUGGAUCACCUAGGAGUCUUGAAGAGUUAGAGGAAGAGUAAAAAUUGAACAGGACAAUUUUGGUGAAUAAAAAGGUUCACUCUGUUUAGCAGCUGUUUGCUACACCAACAAAUUAGAACAAGGAUGAGACUGUCGAAGCAAAAAAUCAAAAUGCUCAUAAUUAACUUACAAAUUACUUAAAUGUUUUCCAUUCAAGUAGGAAAGGGUGUAGGAAGUGGCACAACUCGAAACUAAAUGAAGCAAUGCUAACAAAGAGGAAGUUUGCAAAGAACAUGCUGUUUCGUUGCUGACAGGUCUAAUCAUGGAACAUAUAGGACCAUAUGCUUAGUUACUGUCAUAGGGUAUUGUGUGCAGUUAUGGUUGCUAUUAUGUUUGUAAGAAUAUUUUUAAUAUUCUUAGUUGUCAGUGAGAGGUUAAAUGAGCUUGAUCUAUAUUUUAAUAUUGUUUACAUUUUCUUUAUACAACUAUUUUCUUGAUUUCAUAUGUGAAAUCAUUAUUUGUUUAUCCCUAAAUAUAUGGGAAUUCUUUUGGCU